Messenger RNA from Saxophila tyrrhenica, 654 nucleotides. RefSeq lists its product as uncharacterized. Gene Ontology annotation, molecular function: acyltransferase activity, transferring groups other than amino-acyl groups. The transcript has 2 exons. The record is from RefSeq and is a predicted model, not a curated record. Bases 1 to 654 code for a protein of 217 amino acids. NCBI's taxonomy places the organism in Eukaryota, Fungi, Ascomycota, Dothideomycetes, Mycosphaerellales, Extremaceae.
AUGCCCCUCAACAUCUCCCCCCUUCUCCACUCCGACAUCCCCGCCUUCGCCCUCGUCGAAGCCGCAGCCGCCGCCCACUGGCCCUUCGCCCUCGCCAUGGAAGUCCCCGGAACCCCCCGCACCGUCUUCGUCGAAGACUGGGCGCGGCAGACCCUCGAUAAGCCUAAUGCAAGAUGGAUGAAGGUGUCGGAUGCGGAGACCGGGGAGAUGGUCAGUGCGGCGUUGUGGCAUAUACCGGCUCGCGACAGCGAGGAGGGGGUGGAAGGGGAGGGAGGGAAGAGGAGGGAGGAGGAGGGGGUGGGGCAGCCGGAUCCAAUGCCGUUGUUGUUGGCGGCGGAGAGAGCGUGGAAGGUGUUUGAGAAGGAGUGGAUUGGGGAUAGACCGUACGCUCUUCUCAGCCUCCUAGUAACACACCCCCACCACCAACGCCGCGGCGCCGGUACUCUGCUCGUAAAGCAAUUCUGUCGUGAUGCAGACGCUCAAGGCCUCCUCUCCGCCGUGACAGCGUCCGAAGCAGGCGAGGCGGUGUACGCGAAGCAAGGCUUCGUGGUGAAGAAAGUGGACCCGAUGGAUUUGCGGCCGUAUGGAGUUGACGCUACGGAUCUGAAGAGGCGGAUGCUGAGGGAGGUCGGGUCGGACGAGGUGGCGAGAUAA